Cajanus cajan (pigeon pea) is the source of this 893-nucleotide messenger RNA. Its product is annotated as large ribosomal subunit protein uL13w. Lineage: Eukaryota; Viridiplantae; Streptophyta; Magnoliopsida; Fabales; Fabaceae. Gene Ontology annotation, cellular component: cytosolic large ribosomal subunit; ribosome. Gene Ontology annotation, molecular function: mRNA binding; structural constituent of ribosome. The record is from RefSeq and is a predicted model, not a curated record. Gene Ontology annotation, biological process: negative regulation of translation; translation.
GCUCCCUCUUAAACUCAAAACCCUAGCAGACACAGAAUAGAACAACCGAGAGAGAGAGAGAGAGAGAGAGAGGAAAAAUGGUGUCAGGGUCAGGUAUCUGCGCGAAGAGGGUGGUGGUGGAUGCUCGCCACCACAUGUUGGGAAGACUCGCCUCCAUCGUGGCGAAGGAGCUUCUGAACGGACAGAAGGUGGUGGUGGUGAGGUGCGAGGAGAUUUGCAUCUCCGGCGGCCUCGUGAGGCAGAAGAUGAAGUACAUGCGCUUCCUCCGUAAACGCAUGAACACCAAACCCUCUCAUGGUCCCAUUCACUUCCGCGCCCCCUCUAAGAUCUUCUGGCGCACCGUUCGUGGAAUGAUCCCGCAUAAGACAAAGCGUGGGGAAGCUGCUCUUGAUCGGUUGAAGGUUUAUGAGGGUAUUCCUCCUCCUUAUGACAAGACAAAGAGAAUGGUUGUCCCUGAUGCUCUCAAGGUUUUGAGGCUUCAGAAGGGACACAAAUUCUGUCUUCUAGGCAAAUUGUCGUCUGAGGUUGGAUGGAACUACUACGAUACUAUCAGGGAACUGGAAAAGAAGAGGAAGGAAAGAGCACAGCUCUCUUAUGAGAGGAAGAAGCAGCUUUCCAAAUUAAGGGUGAAAGCUGAGAAAAUUGCAGAUGAGAAGCUUGGUUCUCAAAUUCAAAUCCUUGCCCCUGUUAAGUACUAAGUAGUAUAUCUAUUAGUGUUUUAAAAUUUUGUUUCGAGGUGUAUACCGAACUGAACUCCAUUUCAGUUUUGCUAUUCGGCUUGGACUCUAGAUAUGAUAAUCUUGGAAGUUGUUUUAAUUUGCUUGGUCUAGUAUCAUUGUGUUGUCCUAUUAAGUUAUUUCAUAUUGUUUUUGGGUUGCCCCUGUGGCGUGAUA